Messenger RNA from Drosophila miranda, 698 nucleotides. RefSeq lists its product as uncharacterized. Bases 216 to 683 code for a protein of 155 amino acids. The transcript is spliced from 2 exons. The record is from RefSeq and is a predicted model, not a curated record. NCBI's taxonomy places the organism in Eukaryota, Metazoa, Arthropoda, Insecta, Diptera, Drosophilidae.
CUCUUCUAAUUUUUCAUGGCGCCCCCGGGUGGACUGUAAAGUGAAUUAUAGGCAACAACAAUAAGUGACAGUGACACAAGAAAUUGCAGUAUACAUAUGCAAACAUAUUCGUUGCCCGCGUCGUGUGUGUGUGCAAUCGGCAAUCAAUUUGUAAAAUAUCAUCGCGUCGGUCGCGCCAACAAUAAUUUUUGUGCAAAUUCUGCUACCGCCGAGGGAUGCCCUGCGAUAAAGACAGGAAAGUAGCAGUUGGAUUCAAAGAUCCAAAAGAGGAAUCAGAGGUUCGUCGGGCGCCGAGGAUAUCCCCAAGUCGUUCAUUGCGACAACGGGACGAACUUCGUCGGAGCGAGCCGCCAUCUCAGCGCUCUGCGGAUCAGGCUCAAGGAGCAAGGAGACGCAAUUCGCGACUUCGCGUCAAAGAACGGAUGCGAAUUUGCGUUCAUACCGCCGCGAGCUCCUCACAUGGGAGGGCUAUGGGAGGCAGGUGUAAAAACUGCCAAGAGCCUACUCCUACGGGCGGUAGGCAGCGCGCUCCUAACCGCCGAAGAGCUCGCCACAGUCCUCGUCGGCAUCGAGGCCAUAAUGAACUCGAGGCCGCUGGGAGCCAUCAGCCAAGAUCCAAGCGACGGCGAGGCCCUAACACCCGGGCACCUGCUGACAGGCGGGUUUGCAUUGCACCUUGGUAAAAAUAGGGUUAAAUU